Messenger RNA from Erigeron canadensis, 741 nucleotides. RefSeq lists its product as uncharacterized. The record is from RefSeq and is a predicted model, not a curated record. Lineage: Eukaryota; Viridiplantae; Streptophyta; Magnoliopsida; Asterales; Asteraceae. The transcript is spliced from 2 exons. The coding region runs from base 1 to 741 and encodes 246 amino acids.
AUGGAAGAGCAACAGCCUGUUUUGUUCCCGAUAAAUGUCCAUCACGAUGGUAUGUUCUUUUUUCACCCUUUUCGUUAUUCUCAUGGUCUUCAAAAUCCACUUCAGAUUAGACAGUUUGAUACGUUACAAGGGUUAGUGCAUCACAUUGAGCUUGAAAUAGGAAAUCCAAUAGAAGGGUUGUACUAUCAGUUAAGACCAGAUAAUUAUGUGCAAAAUAGUCAAAACAAUGAACCACAAAAGGAGAUAGAUUUACACGACCAUGAGAAUGAAGAUCAUGAGACUGAAAAGGAAAACAAUGAGGAAAGUGAAAACAAUGACAACGCUGAAAAUAAUGAGGAGAAUGAAAACAAUGAGGCAAGUGAAAACAAUGAGAAUGAAAACAAUGAGGAAAGUGAAAACAAUGAGGAAAAAGAAAACAAUGAGGAAACUAGUGAAGGUAGUAGGAAUCCAGGAGAUGGAGAUAGUGAUAAGGAUGAUGAUUGGGAUGUAGCUGAUGGGGAUGAUGAAUCAGUAGCUUCCUUAGAUCACUUAAGUGAAGGAGAAAAUGAACUCAGAGAAGUCAGGCAAGGUAGACCCAUUGCAAAGAUGCCAAAGCCAAGCCAAUUACCUAAAAUUGAUGACUAUAAAAGUGAUCUUGGUCAUGAGAGGUCUGUUAUACAAGAGGAGUAUGAUGAAUUCUUGAGGGACCUAGUUGAAGCAAUGAACAAGAAAGAUGGGGAGGAAUUUCAAGAUCCCCUAUAA